Molecule: messenger RNA, 986 nt
Organism: Cebus imitator (Panamanian white-faced capuchin)
Lineage: Eukaryota; Metazoa; Chordata; Mammalia; Primates; Cebidae
Gene: TEX48
Product: testis expressed 48
Exons: 5
Coding region: 243-623 (126 amino acids)
Source: RefSeq, a predicted model, not a curated record
AGUGGACAGUCUGGUGGACAGUGUGGAAUCGUGGUCAGCAGAACUGCUCCCUCCUCCUUGCUGUUGUGGUCCAGUCCAAACCCCCGGCCCCAACAUUCCCUGGUUCCCAGCUCUGUGACAUCACAGACAGCCUUCUGUCCACUCUGCUGGCUGCAGGAAACAGCCCAGCCCAGUGAAUUGGGCUCAAACUCAAGAUUGGCUGAUUCACCAAGGCACCCCUGCAAACAAAGCUGGCAGAGUAGAUGUUUCCACUCCUUUCCAUGGCAGCCCACCAAAGCCUGAUCUCGAAGAUCUUCUGUUUAUGCUGCAGGGACUGUCAAGAGGCCUAUGUCAUCCAAGACUCCAAGGUUCCCAGUCAACCCCAAGAGCACAAGCCAUCCACCCAAAAUUUGCAGCUUCAGAGGGAUGAGCUUAACAGACAAAAUCCCAAACACAUUAACGCAGCCUCCCAUUUGCCUUCAAGACAACCCCUGAUCCAGCCGAAAAAGAGAGUUUCCUCCAGCAGCAGUGAGUUUGAGGAUCUGAAUGCAUAUGCUUCCCAAAGAAAUUUUUACAAGAGAAACUUGAACCGCUACAGCCAGUAUCACUGGCCGUUCCAGCCGUGUCUCAUUGGGAGGCCCUGAGCAUUCUAGCUGGCAGCACCCAUGGGGGUUCCUGAUGCUACACAGCUGCUGGGGUGUCUCCAUGAGUAAGAGGGCGGUGGACAGGAGUCAUGAAGACUGAUUCAGAAACUCCCCUGAAGGAGGAGAAGACGUCUGAGCCAUCCUUGUGCCACCAGCAAGUCACUCCAGCUCCUGAAAAAGCCACCAUGGGAAGAGCUGCCUCCAAUUAAAGUUCUUGGUCACAUCAGAGGACAUCUCUCCUCUUUUCCUUUCCCCCUUACCAAAUAAUGUCUUAUCAUUUUUAAAUAUAUUGUCACAUCUAACUAAGCUUUAAAACUUUAGCCCUUUGGGAGGCCAAGGCAGGCAGAUCACCUGAGGUCAGGA